Dictyostelium discoideum AX4 is the source of this 192-nucleotide messenger RNA. RefSeq lists its product as hypothetical. The transcript is spliced from 3 exons. NCBI's taxonomy places the organism in Eukaryota, Evosea, Eumycetozoa, Dictyosteliales, Dictyosteliaceae. The coding region runs from base 1 to 192 and encodes 63 amino acids. The record is from RefSeq and is a predicted model, not a curated record.
AUGUCUUUCAAGACGUUUCCAUUCCCCGUUGGUAGAGUCAUCGACUCAUUUCAUAGUCUAAUGAAUAUAGAUAGAAAAAUUCAUAGACUUUUUAAUUGUAUAUCUAGAGUUGAGUCAAUCAAUUAUCAAUUAAUUAAAAAUGUUAAGUUAUUAAAAAUGAAGGUCAUUAGACCACAUAAAGUGGUGGAUUAG